CUCUGCAUGCAUGCACUCGUGCCCGACGGUGAAGUUACCGAAUCACCUCAACAAUGAAACCCCGAUCACGCUCCGCGACAGCCGCAAGGAUAAGGUGGUGGUGGUGGUCGGCGCCACCGGCGCCGGAAAAUCGCGGCUCUCCAUCGACCUGGCCACCCGCUUCAACGGCGAGGUGAUCAACUCCGACAAAAUCCAGGUCUACAAGGGCCUCGACGUAAUCGCCAACAAGGUCGCCGCCGACGAGCGCCGCGGUGUGCCCCACCACCUCCUCGGCUUCGUCGACCCCGACGACGACUUCACGGCCGACGACUUCGUCCGCCACGCCUCCCUCGCGGCGGCGAGCAUCGCCAGCCGCGGCCGCCUCCCGAUCGUGGCCGGCGGCUCACUCUCCUUCGUCAAGGCCCUCGCCCUCGGCCGCGCCGGCGCCUGCGAAUUCCACUUCCUUUGGGUAGACGUGGCGAUGCGCGUGCUGCGCACGGUGCUCUCGAGGAGGGUGGACAAGAUGGUGGAGCUCGGGCUGGUGGAGGAGGCGCGUGGGUUCUACGCUCCCGGUGGGGACUACGGCCGCGGGAUACGGCGGGCGGUGGGGGUGCCGGAGCUGGACGAGUUUUUUAGGACCGAGGCCGAGGGCGUCGCCGACGACGGAAGCCGGGAAGAGCUUCUUGCGGCGGCGAUUGAUGAGAUCAAAGCAAACACUCACGAGUUAGCGUAUCGUCAAGUUGAGAAGAUUAUGAGGCUGCCGGAGGAUUUGGGGGUGGAGUUGCUCCGCCUCGACGCGACGACGGUGUUUGAGGCCAACAAUGAGGAUGCGGCGGAGGAGUGGAAGAAAGUGGUGUUGGAGCCGAGCACGAAGGCUUUGAGUCGUUUUCUUUGA
Molecule: messenger RNA, 874 nt
Organism: Salvia miltiorrhiza (redroot sage)
Lineage: Eukaryota; Viridiplantae; Streptophyta; Magnoliopsida; Lamiales; Lamiaceae
Product: adenylate isopentenyltransferase 5, chloroplastic-like
Exons: 1
Coding region: 11-874 (287 amino acids)
Biological process (GO): tRNA modification; cytokinin biosynthetic process
Cellular component (GO): mitochondrion
Molecular function (GO): tRNA dimethylallyltransferase activity
Source: RefSeq, a predicted model, not a curated record